Messenger RNA from Oncorhynchus nerka (sockeye salmon), 671 nucleotides. Its product is annotated as guanine nucleotide-binding protein subunit alpha-12-like. Gene Ontology annotation, biological process: adenylate cyclase-modulating G protein-coupled receptor signaling pathway; Rho protein signal transduction. The record is from RefSeq and is a predicted model, not a curated record. Gene Ontology annotation, cellular component: brush border membrane; heterotrimeric G-protein complex. The annotation marks the transcript as partial. The transcript is spliced from 2 exons. NCBI's taxonomy places the organism in Eukaryota, Metazoa, Chordata, Actinopteri, Salmoniformes, Salmonidae. Gene Ontology annotation, molecular function: guanyl nucleotide binding; D5 dopamine receptor binding; G-protein beta/gamma-subunit complex binding.
UCAGUCGGAUAACCCUGCUACUACUAACAUGGUAUAAUCGAACCGUAGCCUAUUGAAUGGGAGUGUAGACUGGACUCUUCUCGUAUUAUGAAACGGUUCUGCUGAAGUUUGGUGGGUUGGUUUGUUAAACACGGACCAUGUCGGGAGUUGUGCGGAGCCUGAGCCGCUGCCUGCUGCCGGCCGAGGCCACCCGAGAGGCGGGCGGCAGCAAGGACAGGAUCCGGGAAAGGGACGCGGUGCAGGAGCGAGAGGCUCGGCGGAGGAGCCGGGAGAUUGAUGCCAUGCUUGCACGAGAGAGGCGUGCUGUGAGGCGGCUCGUGAAGAUCCUUCUCCUCGGUGCUGGAGAGAGCGGCAAAUCGACCUUCCUCAAACAGAUGAGGAUUAUUAAUGGGAAAGAGUUCGACAAGAAAGCUCUACUCGACUUCCGGGACACAAUCUUUGAGAAUAUCAUAAAGGGGAUGCGUGUAUUGGUAGAUGCACGGGACAAGCUGGGGAUUCCGUGGCAGAACUCUGAAAACGAGAAGCACGGCAUGUUUGUGAUGUCAUUUGAGGGGCGUGGUGGAGUGGCGGUAGAACCAAUGGAAUUCCAGCUUUAUGGUCUGGCGCUGGACGCUCUGUGGAGGGAUUCUGGAAUACAGGACGCCUACGCACGACGCAGUGAGUUUCAACUG